AUGUUUGGUCACUUUGCUACUGAUUGUUGGUCAAACAAGGAAAGGAAGUCAAAAGAAGCAAACAUAGCCAAAGGAGAUUCUGAUGAUAAAUCUAUGCUAUUGGUGACUACUGAAUCUGAUGAUUCAUAUUUGGCAGACUGGUGGUAUAUGGACACUGGUUGCUCAAGUCAUUUUAUUGGAAAUAAGAAACGGUUGGUUGAUUUUGACUUUAGAAAUAAGACAAAGAUCAGAUGUACUGAUGAUAAAUACCUCAAUGUUGAAGUGCCAAUUUCUGAAGAUAUUUCAGAAUCUGAAGGUUCUAAAGAUGAAUCAGAAUCAAAAGAUGAUUCUGAAGGUGAAUCUGAAGGCGAGUCUGACUCUAAAGGUGAAUCUGAUUCUAAUCCAGAUUAUGAUGGUGAUUCAGACUCUGAUGGAGAUCUAGACUCUGGGACUAUUCCAGACUCUGAAGAUGGUCAUACCUCUGAAGGUGGUACUUCUGAGGUUCCAGCAUCUGAUACUGUUCCAGCGUUCGAAGAAGAUUCUGAAUAA
Molecule: messenger RNA, 528 nt
Organism: Lathyrus oleraceus (garden pea)
Lineage: Eukaryota; Viridiplantae; Streptophyta; Magnoliopsida; Fabales; Fabaceae
Exons: 2
Coding region: 1-528 (175 amino acids)
Source: RefSeq, a predicted model, not a curated record